AUGGAGCCAGUAUCAAUUUCAGAUAUGGAUAUAGCUUAUGCAGUUCGUUCGCUACCGAAUUGGAAGUCAGCGGGACCGGACGGACUGCAUAACUUUUGGUUAAAGUGGCUCCGUAGCUCACAUGUACGUUUGGCAUCUCAUUUUCAAUCAUGCCUAGAAUCAGGUUCGCUUCCAUCUUUUAUGACUACAGGACUAACUCACCUAGUCUAUAAAUCUGGUAGUGCCACGGAUCCCAAAAAUUAUAGGCCAAUAACGUGUCUUCCGACGUUAUAUAAAUUACUAACGUCCAUUCUUAGAGAUAAGAUAACAUCUCAUAUUACGAACAACUCUAUUAUAUCUCACUCUCAGAAUGGAUGUAGAGGUGGGGCACGUGGCACUAAAGAGCUCCUUAUUAUUGACAUGACUAUUAACCAACAAGUUCGUCGUAACCGAAAAGAUCUGUCGACAUGUUGGAUAGAUUAUAAAAAGGCUUAUGACUCUGUACCGCAUACGUGGCUCUUGAGGGUGAUGGAGUUGUACAAGAUUGAUACAACUCUAUGCACUUUUAUGGAGACAUGUAUGCGGCAAUGGAGAACGGUUCUUUGCUAUGCAGGAUGUCGGCAAUCUCAAGGCGAUGGCGAAUAUAUAAUGAUUAAGCGGGGUAUAUUUCAGGGUGACAGUUUGAGUCCCUUGUGGUUUUGCUUAGCUUUAAAUCCUCUCAGCACUAUGUUGGAGGGUUCAGGGCUAGGCUAUCGUUUGCAGAGAGAUGGUAAGGUUAUAUCCCACCUCCUUUACAUGGAUGAUUUAAAACUGUUUGCUUCCAGUAGUUCCAUACUGAUGAAUUUACUAGAAAUAACUAAAACCUUUAGUAAAUGUAUCAGAAUGGAAUUUGGUGUAGAUAAGUGUGCAAUCAUGCAUGUAAAAAGAGGCAGGGUUGUGGAGUCUGAUAGGUUGGAACUCUCAGAUUCCACGCACUUUACAUGUCUCUCAGCUAACGAAACUUACAAAUAUCUGGGUAUGUCACAGGCGUUAGGUGUAAAUGAGUUGAAUAUGAAACAAUCGUUACAGGAACGCUUCUUUAGCCGCCUGAAAAAAGUAUUAAAUAGUCUUUUAUCAGGUGGUAAUAAGAAGAGUUCGUACAUUGCUUACUGUAUACCGAAUGCAUCAUCCACGUUCAUCGGUGAUGAGGUUAUAUAUUCCACGAAAAUGUGGUGGUCGUGGUUUUCUAAAUGCCAAGACCCUCCACAAUCGUGA
Molecule: messenger RNA, 1233 nt
Organism: Arctia plantaginis
Lineage: Eukaryota; Metazoa; Arthropoda; Insecta; Lepidoptera; Erebidae
Source: the annotation of a GenBank genome assembly